UUUGCUCCAAUACCGACCAGACCAAUUCCAUCCUAUCCAUCUCUUCACUCUAAUAUGUGUUGUUUUGUACCCUUGCUUUCAUUCAUCUCCCUAAAAUCAUACCCAUAUUUAUCAUCCCUCCUUACUAGGUUUUUCUUCCCUUUACACUUUUUUCUUUCCUGUCUUUGUGAACUUUAUCUUUCAGCUUUUUCUAUAGUUUAAUACUAACAAACACUACAUAUGUUCAUAUUUCUUGAUUUGGACACUUCAAUUCUAACUCAUCUUCUUCUUCUUUAGCUUCUUUCUUGAUUCUAUUUUUCCUUGAACCCUUGAUCUACCUCGUCGAUCCGCGAUUCCCGGCCAAAAACCUUAAAAGGACAAAACGAAAAAAUGUCUCUAGACAUAACAUAUUCGCCUUCCUCGGAACGUGUUUGCUAUGUCCACUGCAACUUCUGCAACACCAUGCUCGCGGUUAGCGUUCCAUGCAACAGCAUGAUGACAAUAGUAACAGUAAGGUGUGGACACUGUGCAAAUUUGCUUUCUGUUAAUAUUGGAUCUUUGCUUCAGUCUCUCCCCCUUCAAGAUCUACAGAAGCAGCAGAGACAACAGUCGUCAAUUAUUGAAGAUGCUAGUAAAGCUUGUGGGUCAUCCUCUUCUACCAAUUAUCACAGAUUUUCUGCCAUUGCUACUACUCCUGAAGAUGAUCAACCUAGAACCAUGCCUAUACGCCGUAAGCUCUCUUUCUCUCUCUCAAUUUCUUUUGAUCUUAUGUUAUAUAUAUAUUUCCUGUGUUUGCCUUGCCGCGCCAAUGUAACCCACCAACAUAUUUACCUACCAGCAUAGUCAGAUCCAGGAUUUAAUAUUUAUGGGUUCCUGCAACAAUCUCGAAUAAAUUUUCAAUAGUAACUGGGUUCACAUUCAAACAUUUAUAGAUAUUUAGUAAAUUUUUCGAACACAUUUACGCUGUUUGAACAAAAACUAUUGGGUUCACGUGAAUUCGUAGUUCGCAAGCCCUUGCCUACCGGACAUUAUUAAAUCUCACUGUAUUUUGAUGAUAAGAUUCCUAACUAAGUGAGACUUGAUUAGAAUGCAUGUCUUGUCCUACCGUUGGAAUUGAUAUGACGAAAGUCACAGAGACAGACACCUAGCUUAGUAGUAGUACUCUUUGUUUUGUAAUAUGAACGGAAUACCCCCAUUCUGAUAUUUUUCUUAAAGGAUGCUACACUUAUCUCUCACUAGUUAUCUAAAGGAAUCCGAGAGAGCUUAAUUAAAGGGUUUUGGAUUAUUCCAUCCAUAACCUUAAAGUUUCGGAUUCUUUCACAGUUGUCAAUAUAAAAAAAA
Molecule: messenger RNA, 1320 nt
Organism: Nicotiana tabacum (common tobacco)
Lineage: Eukaryota; Viridiplantae; Streptophyta; Magnoliopsida; Solanales; Solanaceae
Source: RefSeq, a predicted model, not a curated record